Molecule: messenger RNA, 438 nt
Organism: Peronospora matthiolae
Lineage: Eukaryota; Oomycota; Peronosporomycetes; Peronosporales; Peronosporaceae
Source: the annotation of a GenBank genome assembly
AUGUCCUCUGCUCAUGAUGCCACCACCAAGAUCUCCAUUGACAAGUUCGACGGCGACAACUACGCGACGUGGAGCCGCUACAUGCGUGGCGUGUUCCUGACCAAGUCGGCGUGGCACGUGGUGAGCCGGGAGACCACCCCCACCUUCGCCGAUCCUCGCGCCAGUGACGACUACGUCAAGACGAACAACAUUGCGUUCGGCUUGAUGCUGCUGCACAUGAGCGCAGAUUAUCAUCACGUGGUUGAUGACUGUGAAGAGGCGUGGGUCGCGUGGGCGCGUUUGAAGACGCUGUACGGCGGGUCGCAGAAGGCUGGACGCAUCUACUUGAAGCGCCAGCUGUUCAGCAUGGAGAUGGCGGAAGGCGGCAAUGUGUUGCAUCAUUGCAAUGAGGUCCUCAACAUCAGCGCAAAGCUGGCUAGCAUCGGCGCCAAGAUGUAG